UAAUAUAGUUUAUGUGUAUUUAUGGAUAAGGUUAUAACGAAUUCAACAAAGUCUCAAGGUCCUAUGACAUAUCAACAAGUAUAUUACAGGUUUUUUUUUUAUGUAUGGCUUUUCUUCUCCCAUGUUUCGGCUGUCUACGAAGAGACAUUUGGCUUUUCAUGUUGGGAUAUUGAAAAUACAUUUUCAACGUUUGAUAUAAGAUUUUGUGUGGGUGAAAUUAAUACUUACAGAACAAAAGAGCUAGCUCAUGCACGGUUAGUUCUUUUUUGCCGGCUGUUUUAAGGAUUUGCAUAUUCUUUCCCACGUAUUGAAUUCUAUAAAUGACAUAAUAAUAAUCAAACUUGUAGAAGAAUAGAUAAAGAAGCGGAGUUGUAUAUGUGUAAAUAAUAUUAGAGAAUGUAUAAUUCAUAGUCUUCCAAAAAUUCGAUUUCUGUUGUAUUCGACUCGUUGACAUGUUGUAACUUAUGAAGGUUGUUAUAUAGGAUCACUUCACUAAACCUUGGUUGGAUAUACCCAAAUAAAUAUUAUAAAGUUCAUACGAGAAAAACUUGGAAUCACAUCGGCGAAUAUUCACCACUGGAUCCAUACUAACUACUACACAACAAGGGAAAAAAAAAAUCUCCUUCAUAUUCUAAUUUGGCAAUCAUAUAUAAAAUAUUAAUUUGGGAAGGUAUAUACUUAUUAUAUACACAAAAGCAAGAUUCGCUUUGUAAUGCGACGGCCCGACUUAUCUCUUUCAAAUAAUGAUCCUUGAGAAACAAUAUAGAGCCAUAUAUAUGUUGUCUUUAUAAAGAGACAUAACCCAUAUAUCUCUUCUUGACUAACUUUAUAGUUAAAGUUGUUUAUUCAGAAACAAAGCUGGAUUUGUAAUUUGUCCCUUAAACUACCAUGAUUAAGAACUUAAGUACUAUGAAGAAUUACAAUCAGAAACGUGAAAGAUGUUGCGAGUUCAUCGAAGCCCUUGAAGAAGAACGCCGCAAGAUCAAUGUCUUCCAACGCGAGUUUCCUCUUUGCUUAGAGCUCGUGACACAAGCGAUUGAGGCGUAUAAGAGGGAGAUAUCAGGGACGACGACGAAUAACUUAUACGGACAAUCGGAGUGCUCAGAGCAGACAACCGGAGAAUGUGGGCGCAUCUUGGAUCUGUUCAUACCAAUCAAACACUCUUCGACCUCCAUAGAAGAGGUUGAUGACAAAGAUCAUGAUGAUGAAGAACACGAAUCUCAUGAAACCGACAUAGAUUUUGAUGACAAGAACAUGAAAUCUGAAUGGCUUAAGUCUGUUCAGCUCUGGAACCAAUCCGACAUUGUUGUUUCUAAUAGACAGGAUUGCUCACAAGAAAAGACAGAGACGCUGGUAGAGUUGAUAAAUAUAAACGAUGAAGCAGCGGAGAAAAACAACAACAUAGAAUCACCGGCGACUACUAGCGGUGGCAGUGGCCGUGGCAGUGGCAGAAGAGGGCAGAGAAAGCAUAGGCGGUGUUGGUCGCAAGAGUUACACACACACUUCUUGAGCGCUCUUAAACAACUUGGUGGCCCUCAUGUAGCUACGCCGAAACAGAUAAGAGAGCUAAUGAAGGUUGAUGGGUUAACAAAUGAUGAAGUCAAAAGUCAUUUACAGAAAUAUAGGCUGCAUGCAAGACGGCCUAGCCAAACAACACCUAACAACAAAAACUCUCAAACGCAACAUUUCGUGGUGGUUGGUGGAAUAUGGAUCCCACAGACUAACCACUCCACGGCCAACGCAGUCAACGCCCUCGCAUCGGGUGAGACCACCACCGGGAUUUACGGGCCUAUGGUCAGUCCGUUACCGUCCGAGUGGCCGAGCCAUUCCAAUUUUGGUGGGACGAUUUUGGAUGAUAGAUCAAGAUGCUCUAACAAAGGAAUUUUUCGGUGUAGCUCACCAGCUAUGUCUUCUUCUACUCGUACAAAGACGAAAGAUGCAAAAGUAUCAUAACUUUUAAAUUUUUUUUUUAUUAUUAUUUAUUAAGGAAAAAAAGUUAUAUAUAGACAUUAAUAUUG
Arabidopsis lyrata subsp. lyrata is the source of this 2018-nucleotide messenger RNA. RefSeq names its product transcription factor HHO1. Gene Ontology annotation, biological process: regulation of DNA-templated transcription. The coding region runs from base 889 to 1953 and encodes 354 amino acids. Gene Ontology annotation, molecular function: DNA-binding transcription factor activity; DNA binding. The record is from RefSeq and is a predicted model, not a curated record. Lineage: Eukaryota; Viridiplantae; Streptophyta; Magnoliopsida; Brassicales; Brassicaceae. The transcript has 5 exons.